Molecule: messenger RNA, 716 nt
Organism: Cladocopium goreaui
Lineage: Eukaryota; Dinophyceae; Suessiales; Symbiodiniaceae
Source: the annotation of a GenBank genome assembly
CGGUUCAAAACAAACGGCCGCGGUCGACGAAUCGUGGGGCUCGCUCAAGGCGAGAUGGCGGAUGCCACCACGAGCCGCAUGACUCCCAGGGACGCCACGGGCCUUCUGCGCAAGGCGGAGCUGCGUUCGCCGCGCACCGCGGUGGUGGAGCGGCCGCCCAGGCCGCUGCCGGUGCCCGCGGUGGCCGCGGUGACCGCGGUGACCGAGGCCGAAUCCACGCUGAAGGAUCUGUGGAAGAUGCGAAAGGAACAGCCCAAGGAGUGGUUUCCGGGGCGUGAGUCCUGGACGGCGGAGAACUUGACCAAAGCACAGGCCCAACAGAAGACCAGCUUCAAAAUUCUGGCGACGCACAAGCUGAAGCACAUCAGGUCCAUUCAUUCGCCGCGGGAGCUGUACUCAGACCCACCAAACAUCAACAUGGAGAUUGGAUGGCACCUAAGUGAUGACGGUGUCCUACCCCGCCUGGCCACUGGCGCCACUCGCGUCUCCUAUCCCAAAUCGACGUGUGCCAUGACGAAGCAUCAAGACAACAUGUACACCACGCACACGCAGAACAUUAUCCGACGUGGUUAAAGAACAAGAGGUUGCGGCAAGUCAUGAGAUCUCACCUUUCUGGGGACGGUGCCCGUCGUUUCGUCUCCGUUUCCCCACGCGUUUCCCGGUGAACACCACCGGGACCUUUCGGGAGGAACACCAGACACUGUGGAAACAUAGCG